AUUCUGUUAUCGAUGUCUGGGCCACCACUAGUACCCAUUGGAUGCAAAAUGUCUUUUCUGAAAAGGUAAACAAAAUGUGCAAAUCGUGGCGAGUACAGCCAAAUUUUCGCAAAUCCGGAGCUCGAAGAAAACAGUUGGUAUUCGUGCAAUUAAGGAUAUAGAAACCCGGACUGCAUCCGCGUGAUAUAUCUGCGUGAACACGAGCUCGAGGCUGUUGCUCGCCAGCACAUGAAAAUCAAUAAUUGAAUCACAAAAUCAAAACACGGAUUCGCCCAGAUGCAAGCAGGCCCGCGAUAAAUUAUGCAAUUCUUGGAGCCAUUAACAACCCCCCUCCCCUUUCCCCAACCCACCGUUCUCGUUUUGGCCCCGUUUGCAGUUGAUGUAUUCAAAUUCAAAUGCUGAGCUCGAUUUUGGCCGUUGCCGUUGUUGUCACUACUGCCGUGCAUGUGCAUGUUGUUGUAAUUGGAGCAGGAAAUCGCGAUGGAGCAGGAAAUCGGCACCUGGGACUCGGUGCUGCUGGAGAACCUGUCCGAGGAUAGCUUCAUAAACAACAUCCACCAGCGUUACAAGCGCGAUCACAUAUAUACCUACAUUGGAACUUCUGUUGUGGCUCUGAAUCCAUAUCAUCACAUAUCCGAGCACUCGCUGUACAAUGUCCGCAACUAUGGCGACAAGGGCAUCUUCCAGCUGCCGCCCCACAUCUAUGGUCUCACAAAUCUGGCCUACCAGUCGCUUAAGGAUCAGAGCGAGGACCAGUGCAUACUGCUCACCGGCGAGAGUGGGUCGGGCAAGACGGAGACCUUCAAAAUGAUCGUGAACUUUCUGACCCACAUACAGGAUCGCUCGCACUGCCCCGCCACCCCGAAUGUCCUGCGAAAGCAAUCCUCGACCAGUUCGAACAGCGGGCUGGUGCCGCACGCCCACAGGCGCGCCUCCAGCAGCUGCUCCGGCACUGCCAACUUUAUUAUAUGCAAGAACAGGGCGGAAAAUCCGCCGGCCACUAUUUCGCGGCGACAGAGCCCCUCGCCAGGACCGUCGCAGCGUUCGCGGACGCGGGCUGAGAGCAUUGAGCGCCAGAGCAGGCGCCAUAUGCGCGAGAAGAUCGUCGACUUUGAUUUCUCGCACCACAAGAGCAGCGAGAACAUCAGCAGCCUGCUCGAAUCGCAUGCCCACCACUUGCACCCGACCAAGUCGUGCUUCAAGCACCAGCAGACCCAAGUAGGCGCCUGCACUGCCUUGCCCGCGGCUGCCAAGGGUUCGCCCAAGUAUGCUGUGCCCUCCGUCUACGGCGGCUGUCGCCAAUGCGGCCACAGCAAGUGCGUCCGUGCCCAGAGCCUGGAGAAAGAGGAGCGGGAUGAGCUGCGAGGCAGCACCUGCCGUUUGUCCACCAUAGCCAGCACCACCGCCGCCCACCCGGCUCAUCCACAUCGCGGCAGCUGCUCCAACCUGAUUCGCCAGCACUCAACUGAGAGCCAGCCGGAGCGGGAACGUGAUCGGGAUCGAAGCUCCCUAAUGGGCUCCACGCAACGUAUAUCGCUGUACGAUGCACACAAGCUGAGCAAGGUCUUGGGCGAUCUGCCGCCCCCGCCGCCCAGCUCCGUUUCACCCACGCCCUCGGCCAGCUCCUCGCUGCACAGGCGCCACAAGUCGCCAACGCAGAGGAUGCGCGAGUGCGUCACCUGUGCGGAUGUGUUCCUGGAGGCCAUGGGCAACGCCUGCACGCUGAAGAAUAACAAUUCCAGCCGAUAUGGAAAGUUAUUCGAUAUCGAAAUUGACUUUAAGGGCGAUCCGAUGGGCGUGCACAUAACCCACUAUAUGCUGGAAAAGACCCGUAUAACAGACACUGUCAUCGGAGAGCGAAAUUUUCACAUAUUUUACCAGUUACUAUUAGGGGCUGAUCUUCAGUUGCUAAAAGCGCUUAAGCUGUAUCGAAAUGUAGAGAAGUACGAGCUGCUGCGCAACACAACUGCCAUGGAGGAGGAUCGUAUGAAUUUUCAUUAUACCAAGCGAUCUUUGGAUGUAUUGGGCCUUAGCUGUGAGGAAAGCAACUCUAUUUUUCGGGUUAUCGCUGUUGUUCUUAAGUUGGGAAAUUUUAUUUUCGUACCUAUUACCAACAUUGAUGGUACCGAGGGUUGUCAGGUGUCCAAUGUUUACGAGGUUCAAGAGACAGCACAGCUCCUUAAUAUAGAAGCCCAAAUCCUGAUCAACUGUUUGACCAGAGCUAAUAGCUCGAACAGUGCUCAAGAGGAUGUGGGCUGUGAAAUGGAUGCCAGACAAGCGGCCACCAACCGAAACACCCUCUGUCGUACUCUCUACAGCCGCCUCUUCACCUGGCUGGUGAACAAAAUUAAUGAGUCCCUGAAAUCGACUCAGCGCGAAAAGAACCUGGCGUUGCUUGAUUUUUAUGGAUUCGAAGUGCUGGAGCACAACUCCUUUGAGCAGUUUGCCAUUAAUUACAGUGCGGAGAAGAUCCAUCAGAAUUUUGUGUUCCAUGUACUGCGCUCUGAGCAAGAACUAUAUAUCCGAGAAGGAUUGGAGUGGUCGCGGAUUGACUAUUUCGACAAUGAGUCAAUUUGUGAGCUGAUAGACAAGCCCAGCUACGGCAUCCUUAGCUUAAUCAACGAAUCCCAUCUAAAUAGUAACGAGGCUUUGCUUUUACGAGUUCAGCAGUGUUGUGCGGGGCAUCCAAACUUUAUGACCACCGGCAGUAACUCUAUGUGCUUUCAAAUACGUCACUUUGCGAGUGUGGUAAACUACUCAAUACAUCGGUUUCUUGAGAAGAAUUCAGACAUGCUGCCAAAGUACAUCAGUGCUGGCUUUUACCAGAGUAAACUCUCUCUAGUGCAGAGCCUAUUUCCCGAGGGAAAUCCCCGACGGCAGGCCACCAAGAAGCCCAGCACGCUAAGCUCGAACAUCCGAACACAGCUGCAGACGCUGCUGGCCAUCGCAAAGCACCGCCGCUCUCACUAUGUAUUCUGCAUCAAGCCCAACGAGGGCAAACAGCCGCACCAGUUUGAUAUGGCGCUGGUGCAGCACCAGGUGCGGUACAUGUCGCUCAUGCCGCUGGUCCACCUGUGCCGCACCGGCCACUGCUUCCACCUACUGCACGUCAAGUUCUUUCACCGUUACAAGCUGCUCAACAGCCUCACUUGGCCCCACUUCCACGGUGGCAGCCAGGUGGAGGGCAUCGCUCUGAUUAUACGCAACUUGCCGCUGCCUUCGGCGGAGUUCACGAUCGGCACCAAGAAUGUGUUCGUGCGCAGUCCGCGCACCGUUUUCGAGCUGGAGCAGUUCCGCCGCCUGCGGAUCAGCGAGCUGGCCGUGCUCAUCCAGAAGAUGUUUCGUAUGUACCAUGCGAGGAAGCGUUUUCAGCGAAUGCGGCGCAGUCAGAUGAUCAUCUCGAGCGCCUGGCGCACGUGGCGGGCCCGCGAGGAGUAUCGGUCCUUGAAGUACAAACGCCAGGUUAAAUGGGCCAUCGAAGUGAUAGGGCGUUACUACCGCCAGUGGAAGAUCCAGCAGUUCCUGCUGACUAUCCCCCUGCGUCUGCCCCCCAACACGUUGAGCCCGCUUUCUUCAGAAUGGCCAGCGGCUCCUGUUUUUCUGGCAGAUGCCUCGCGACAGUUGCGAUCCAUCUACCAUCGCUGGAAGUGCUAUGUCUACCGGAACUCGUUUGACCAGACAGCACGCAAUCGAAUGCGAGAGAAGGUCACAGCCAGUAUAAUCUUUAAGGACCGAAAAGCCUCCUAUGCACGAAGCGUGGGCCAUCCAUUUGUGGGCGACUAUGUGCGACUGCGCCACAACCAGCAGUGGAAGAAGAUCUGCGCCGAGACUAACGAUCAGUAUGUGGUCUUUGCAGAUAUAAUCAACAAAAUAGCGCGCUCCAGUGGAAAGUUUGUGCCCAUUUUGCUGGUAUUGUCCACCUCAUCGCUGCUGCUGUUGGAUCAGCGAACGCUGCAAAUCAAGUACAGAGUGCCUGCAUCGGAGAUUUACCGGAUGUCUCUGAGCCCCUACCUGGAUGACAUUGCUGUGUUCCACGUAAAGGCGUCUGAGUUUGGACGGAAAAAGGGAGACUUCGUGUUUCAAACGGGUCAUGUAAUUGAAAUCGUGACCAAAAUGUUUCUAGUCAUACAAAAUGCCACAGGCAAACCGCCGGAGAUACACAUAAGCACUGAAUUUGAAGCAAAUUUCGGCCAACAAACUGUCAUCUUCUCGUUCAAAUACGGCGGCAUGUCGGACCUAGCACAAGGCCCACCUAAGGUCACGCGCAAGGCGAACCGCAUGGAGAUAAUUGUGUGAUCUUCGGCAGAAUCGGAAACUAAUCGUGGCAGCUUGUUGAGUCUGCUGCUAUCAUCUUCUUCGCCUUAGGCAGAACUCGGGUUCGGCGGUCCGUAUCCAUUAUUCUCACCAGUCAUCAUGCGAUUGCAAUUACCAUUGCCCUCUGCUGUGGUUGGAGUCUCUCGACUUUUAUAUGGUCCCAGGGAUCAAAAUACAAUUUUAGCAAUAUAUUAACACACUCACACUCAAACAUACAUAGAAACACAAUUAAGUUUUGUUCACAAGUGACAAUCAGAGUAACCAAUUUGUUGUCAAGAUUGUGCCAAAAGAAGGAAACUAGAAAUGCCCCAAGGAGUAGAUGAGGAAAGAGCGAGCUAAUUUUAAACUGCACCGUCUUAUUUAACUUUGUAAAUGUAAAGUCAAAGCGAAAGAAACUAACGAAGUGAGCAACUGAAUUUACGCAUCUAAUUUGUCAACUAGGUUUAAGUGUAAGACAUGCACCAAGUCGAUUAGCAUUGCAACAAUAAGUAUGUACUGUAAGAAGGCACAGGAAGCGGCGCUGCUCGAAGGGAUCGGAAACAGGAGCAGGGGCGAAAUGCAGGUGCUGGAUGGGCAGAGUUGGAUUUUACACAAACUAUGAUAUUUCCGUUAUAGAAACCAAGGCAUUUCUCUUACAUUUAAGGUUUCAUACACAAUAAUUAGUGAACUAAUGCUAGAGAACAGACAUAUAAACCAAACCUCUUUAUAUACCGGAAACACAAAUGAAUCCAAUACAUGCAAUUUGCUGCGACUUAGCGAGAAAUACAACUUUUCCCAAAAAAAAAAAACAAAAAAUGUUAAACAACUAUUUACAAAGCAGAGCAGAAGAGUAGUUAAAUAUUUCAAAUAAAUAUAUAUAUAUGUAUACACCAUACGAAAUUAAUAAUGAGUCUAUAUAAAAGCGACAACAAGAAAAAACAGAAGUCAAGUUUGUUACAAGUUGAGAACGAAUGUAUGUAGUUGUUUAUAUAUAACUUGUUAUUGAUAGUUCGGACAUCUAACGUAAUUCAACCAGGAGCUGCGUUUUCCAAGCUCCAGCGAGUUCACAGUGAAUCUGCCACAUUCGAAUUCCAGCAGUUUUUAUUUGUAUUUAAGUUUUAAGCGAAAACUUCGAAAGAAAAGCCAAAUAUGAGUAAAUCGAAACCCAACCAGUUGGUAGUUUAUAAAACAAAGUUUAGCAAUAAUAAAACAUACACAUAGUUAA
Molecule: messenger RNA, 5518 nt
Organism: Drosophila gunungcola (fruit fly)
Lineage: Eukaryota; Metazoa; Arthropoda; Insecta; Diptera; Drosophilidae
Gene: Myo95E
Product: unconventional myosin-Ia
Exons: 16
Coding region: 481-4296 (1271 amino acids)
Biological process (GO): vesicle transport along actin filament; actin filament organization
Cellular component (GO): myosin complex; actin cytoskeleton; vesicle
Molecular function (GO): actin filament binding; microfilament motor activity; ATP binding
Source: RefSeq, a predicted model, not a curated record